This is a messenger RNA of Alternaria burnsii, 918 nucleotides long. RefSeq lists its product as uncharacterized. Lineage: Eukaryota; Fungi; Ascomycota; Dothideomycetes; Pleosporales; Pleosporaceae. The record is from RefSeq and is a predicted model, not a curated record. Bases 1 to 918 code for a protein of 305 amino acids. The transcript has 3 exons.
AUGACCAAGCUCAUCACAGUCUUCGGCUCUACCGGUAAACAGGGCGGAUCCGUCGUGCAAGCUAUCUUGAAUCAUCCGCAGUUAAGUAAAGAGUGGAAGGUGCGCGGAGUUACAAGGAAUCCCGAUAAACCCGAUGCGCAAGUCAUGGUAGCAAAGGGUGUCGAGAUGGUCACUGCGAACCUCAACAGCAAGGAGUCAAUCUUGAAAGCUAUUACCGGAUCUGACACUGUUUUUGGCGUGACAAAUUACUGGGAGAUGGCAUCACUCGCCCACGAAGUCCAGCAGGGCCGUAAUUUGACAGACGCCUGCAUCGAAGCGAAGGUUCCGCACCUAAUCUGGUCUUCAUUACCUCGCGUAUCAAAGAUCACUGGUGGAAGACUGGCGAACCUACACCACUUUGACAGCAAAGCCAUGGUUGAAGAAUACAUUAAUAAAGCCGGUCAACCGGCUUCUUUCGUGCUUCCAGGCUAUUUCAUGACAAACAUUCCUGGGUCUAUCAAGCCGAGUCAAGAUGGCGGCGCAUACACGUUAUCUUUGCUUUUCCAUCCCGAUACUCUGAUUCCAAUGCUAGACGUCCCCACCGACUUUGGGAAAUUUGUAGCUUCAUGUCUCGCUGAUCCAAAAGCCACUAUUGGCAAGCACGUGCUUGCUGCGAGCGCAUGGGUCACACCUCUCGAUGUUUGCGCAGCUGUGGUGAAUGUCACGGGAAAGAGUUGUGAGUUCAGGGAAGUGGCAGAUGAAGAGUGGAAAUCUGGGCAGGAGCUGUUGGAAAAUAUGAUCAUGAUUAAGGAAUGGGCAUACUAUGGGCCUGGCGCAGAUGAGGGCGUGAAGUGGAGUCCGGAGACUGUUAAUGGAGUGGGUGGAUGGGAAGGAUUUGGUGAUUUUGAGGCGUUCCUUGGAAGGAUUGGAUUUGUGUAA